AUGGCUGCUCCCAUACUGGCGCCUUCGGGAUAUAGACAGUCAACGUGGCUCGUGGGGCUUGCGGCGCUUGCUGCGGUAAUUACAUUGUGGGUGAUUUCCAGCUUUCUUAUCAAUGAGAUCUUUGAAUCCGAGAUCUAUGCCAAACCGUUCUUCAUUACAUAUAUCAACACAUCGAUUUUCAUCUUUUAUCUAAUGCCAUUUGUGUUUACAUACUUAAGGUGCCGGGUCAAUGGCUCCAAAGUAGACAUGUAUGAUAUCUUAAAAAAUGAGCUCAAUGCCAAUUCCCAGGCCGAGUCUUCUUUAUCAUCAUUGCAAAGAACCGGAUCUAGGAAAUCAAGAACCGUGGUAGAUUUGGAAUCGCAAAUCGAAACCACCGAGUUGAUAUCCAACAACAAUGAUAGUUCCUCCGAUAAUGGCUCGUUUAACAUUGAUAAUAAUCACCCGAUCAUCAUCGAUAAUGACCCACUUAGUUUACAAGAAACCAUCAAAUUAAGUUUCCAAUUCUGUUUAUUAUGGUAUGCCGCCAAUCUUGUUACCAAUGCCAGUCUCCGAUAUACCAGCGUAUCUUCACAGACCAUCUUAUCCUCGACAUCGUCGUUUUUCACCCUUUUUUUCGGCGUGGUGUUCCGGAUCGAUACCAUCAACAAAAUUAAACUCAUCUCACUUAUUUUUUCAUUCGUUGGUAUAGUAAUCAUCACCAGAAUCGACUCGCACCUGAGUCCCCAUAAAGUUAGUUUGAAAGAUGACAAUUACGGGUUUGCGAUGUUUUUGGGUAACCUCCUUGCAUUGGCCGGAGCCUGUUUUUACGGAGCCUACACUGUGCUUCUCAAACUUAAAGUCCGCUCACAAGAUCGUCUAAAUACCAAAUUAUUCUUUGGGUUUGUGGGGAUCUUCAACAUUGUAUUAUUGUGGCCCACUCUUUUUGUAUGGCAUUUCACGGGGAUCGAAUCGUUCGAGCUUCCAAGUUCGAGCUUUGUUUGGAAAAUUAUCCUCAUCAAUUGUCUCAUAACAUUUAUCAGUGAUUAUUGUUGGGCGAUCGCCGUGUUACUUACCAGCCCAUUAACCGUGACGGUUGGACUUAGUUUGACGAUUCCUUUGGCAUUACUAGGGGACGCAGUAUACAAGGGGAAAACUAUUUCCAUUGGGUAUUUAUUAGGGGCGGCAAUCAUUAGCGUAUCCUUCUUUAUGAUUAAUAAAGAUCAAGAAGAUGUGGUUGAGGAAGAUGGUAUACAGUAA
This is a messenger RNA of Saccharomycopsis crataegensis, 1236 nucleotides long. RefSeq lists its product as uncharacterized. The transcript has a single exon. Gene Ontology annotation, cellular component: fungal-type vacuole membrane. The coding region runs from base 1 to 1236 and encodes 411 amino acids. The record is from RefSeq and is a predicted model, not a curated record. Lineage: Eukaryota; Fungi; Ascomycota; Saccharomycetes; Ascoideales; Saccharomycopsidaceae.